GUUUAGUUGUAGACAGAAGAUUUAUACAUUGUCGGACCAGGGCGCUUGAUUCCCUUUGAGUGGAUGAGCCAGCUAGCUCCCGCUACAACAAUCCUCCGCCGCCAAACACAGCUACGAAGCUUAUGAUAUUCCUUCUUUGGAGUUUGGUAGCAGUGCUUUGAGUCCAUAUCAUGAAAUUUUGAAUCGUCCGAGCUCCAUUCUCCACUGAGAUGGCGUCCAUAGUCGCUUGCCUUCCCAAUAUAUCUGUAACUUCCAUAACCCACCUUUCCCAGUUCCCUGAAAAUCCAAAAUCUUUGAUUCUUCAGAAAUGCAAGACUCCCAAAGACCUCCGUCAAGUUCACGCUCACCUUCUCAAAACUCGCCGUCUUCAAGACCCCACCAUUGCAGAAGCCGUUCUCGAGUCCGCAGCUUUGCUUCUUCCCAACUCCAUAGACUAUGCCCUUUCCAUUUUCAAUCACAUGGACAAACCUGAAUCGUCGGCUUACAAUGUUAUGAUCAGGGGACUUGCUUUCAAGCAAUCGUCUCAUAACGCCGUUCUCCUGUUCAAGAAAAUGCAUGAAAACUCGGUUCAACACGACAAAUUCACUUUCUCCUCUGUCUUAAAGGCUUGCUCUAGAAUGAGAGCGCUGAGGGAAGGCGAACAGGUCCACGCGCUCAUUCUGAAAUUUGGGUUCAAAUCAAAUGAGUUUGUAGAAAAUACUUUGAUUCAUAUGUAUGCGAAUUGUGGACAAGUUGGGGUUGCACGUCAGGUGUUUGAUGGAAUGUCGGAACGAGCAACAGUUGCGUGGAAUUCAAUGUUGUCUGGUUACACGAAGAAUGGGCUUUGGGAUGAGGUCGUGAAACUCUUUCGAAAAAUGCUGGAACUCCGUAUUGAAUUUGAUGAUGUUACAAUGAUUAGCGUGUUAAUGGCCUGCGGAAGAUUAGCGGAUCUGGAAUUGGGUGAGUUGAUUGGUGAGUAUAUUGUGUCAAAAGGGCUAAGAAGAAACAGUACUCUAACAACUUCGCUAAUUGAUAUGUAUGCCAAAUGUGGUCAAGUCGACACUGCUCGAAAGUUGUUCGAUGAAAUGGAUAAAAGAGAUGUCGUUGCGUGGAGCGCGAUGAUCUCAGGGUACGCGCAAGCCGAUCGAUGUAAAGAAGCUCUUGAUCUGUUCCAUGAGAUGCAGAAGGCAAACGUGGAUGCAAAUGAGGUAACAAUGGUCAGUGUUCUGUAUUCAUGCGCCGUACUCGGAGCAUACGAAACCGGUAAGUGGGUUCAUUCCUACAUAACAAGGAAGAAGAUGAAGCUCACUGUUAGUCUUGGAACACAGCUGAUAGAUUUCUAUGCUAAAUGUGGGUAUAUAGAUAGGUCAGUUGAAGUUUUCAGGGCAAUGCCUUUCGCAAAUGUCUUCACAUGGACAGCACUAAUUCAGGGUCUUGCCAAUAAUGGGGAGGGGAAAAUGGCUCUGGACUUCUUUGCUUUGAUGCGAGAGAACAAUGUAAAGCCGAAUGAUGUAACUUUCAUUGCUGUUCUUUCUGCUUGUAGCCAUGCUUGUCUGGUUGAUCAGGGCCGACAUCUUUUCAAUAGCAUGAGAAAGGGUUUUGAUAUUGAGCCAAGGAUUGAGCAUUAUGGCUGCAUGGUUGAUAUUCUUGGACGAGCUGGGCUACUUGAAGAAGCCUAUCAGUUUAUUGUUAACAUGCCCAUCCCACCCAAUGCUGUUGUUUGGAGGACACUUUUGGCUUCAUGCAAAGCUCAUAAAAGCGUUCAAAUGGCAGAAAAAUCAUUUGACCACAUUACUCUCUUGGAGCCUGCUCACAGUGGAGAUUACAUUCUUCUGUCAAAUACUUAUGCUUUGGUUGGUAGGGUUGAGGAUGCACUCAGGGUGAGAUCUCUGAUAAAAGAUAAGGAGAUUAAGAAGACACCGGGUUGUAGUUUGAUCGAGCUCGAUGGUGUAGUACAUGAGUUUUUUUCUGAAGAUGGAGAUCAUACUCACUCUAAGGAAAUACACGAUGCGUUAGAUGAAAUGAUGAAGCGGAUCAAGUCGCUCGGAUAUGUGCCCAAUAUAGAGGAUGCUAGACUAGAGGCUGAAGAAGAAGAGAGUAAAGAAACUUCGGUGUCGCAUCAUAGCGAGAAGCUAGCUAUUGCUUAUGGUCUUAUUCGGACACCUCUUCAAACCACCAUUAGAAUUUCAAAAAAUCUAAGAAUGUGCAGGGACUGUCACAAUGCAACCAAGGUCAUAUCACGAGUGUACAAAAGAACAAUCAUCGUUAGAGAUCGGAACCGUUUUCAUCAUUUUAAAGACGGUGUUUGCUCCUGUAAUGACUAUUGAAUCUGGUAGAUUGAAGGCAUAAGGCACUAAGUUGAAGAAGAACAUGAAAUGCACCUCUUCCCUGUCCUAAAUUUACCCAUCAAAACUGGAAAUAUG
Messenger RNA from Cucurbita pepo subsp. pepo (vegetable marrow), 2402 nucleotides. Its product is annotated as pentatricopeptide repeat-containing protein At2g29760, chloroplastic. Gene Ontology annotation, biological process: RNA modification. The record is from RefSeq and is a predicted model, not a curated record. Gene Ontology annotation, molecular function: zinc ion binding; RNA binding; protein binding. NCBI's taxonomy places the organism in Eukaryota, Viridiplantae, Streptophyta, Magnoliopsida, Cucurbitales, Cucurbitaceae.